GACAAAAUAGCAAGGUUUUUUUAGAAAUCUAACCUGGUUUGAUUUUUGGACCAAAAUGACAACAAAAAUGAAACCAAAUGGACACAGAUGUAAAAGGUUUCAAAUUUGGACUAAAGUGGCAAAAGUGACCAAACCUCAUGGACCAAAAUGUCAGUUUACUCAAAAUAAAAAAAAUUACUCUUCUUAUAUAUAAAUAUAAUACGCCACUUCUACUGUUUUAAACCAUAAUCUCUCAACCCACAUAUCAGUUCUUCAAUUACAUGUCAAAACACCCUCUCAUAAAACAAUUCGAAAUGCCGGUUAUUCCAUGGAGCAUAGAAGAGAACAUUGCGUUAUGCGAAUCGUGCGUCGUGGCGCUGACCAACCACGAGGCUCUGUUACCCACAUCUUCGUUUUGGGAUCGAGUUAACCAUGAAUUUUGUAUCCGUAUGGGUGAGGCCAUCCGAAGAGUGGACGCACUUUGUUCACGUUUUCGGAUGAUUCAUAUGGAUAGUGCGAGAUUUGCGGCGAUUGUCAACGGUGUGGACAACGACAAUGGUGAGCUAAACGAAGGCGACAUCAUCCAAGUCGCUUGUGUCGAGUACCAUAACAGGUUUCGAGUCGCACUGCUGGUGACCCCGCCAUGGAACUGCAAGCAGAUUCACGGGAAGGGAUGGUGAACAAGAUAUUGGAUACCUUGAAGAGAAAUCUUCCGUUCACUAGACAUGAGGACCUACAAGAACUAAAGAAUAUAGCUAAGUGGAUUGAAGAGGAGAGCUAUGUUGCGGCCACAAGCCAAUCUGAAUAUUCACGGAAGAUAUGCCUCAUGACGCUGAAUAUGGAGACUAGAUUACAAUCAGACUAUGAUGCUUUAUAUAAAAGAGUACACCCCUCAUUACCAUCAGACUCGACAGCAAGUGGCGGAGAUUGGCAAGAGGAAGUGUAUCAAAAGAUAAAAGCUAUGAAGGAACUGUAUCUACUAGAUUUGAGUGACCUGCACCAAAGAGUUGUUUCCAAAUUGCAACCGCGCGAUUCUCUUUCUCAGCAACUAGAAAACGAGCAACUUGAGAAGCUGAAAGUGUUUAAAAAUACGUUGGAGCAUUACAUGCAAUUCUUACAAACUCCUAAGCAUGGAAUAUUACCUAAUUUUAAAGACAAGUUAGGAACUUAUGAGAAGUGGAUUAGUACCAUCAUCAAUUUAAAUAAGCGGAAACCAGGGUCCGCUCAGCAGCAAUCACAAGCUUGACCCGGGUCACAAGAGCUGUAUAAUAAACUUCUUAUAGCAGCAGGUCUCUAUACGUUCGCCCCAACAAUGAACUUUCAUAUUGUAUGGUUGUUUCAAAUGCUUCUUAAUCUUGUUAUCUUUGUUUUAAGUUGUGCCACUCUGGCAACAAGUAUAGAUUCCUUGCUUUUACAUUGUGUGUAUCUGAACUAAAACUUAUUCAUACGUUA
Molecule: messenger RNA, 1431 nt
Organism: Helianthus annuus (common sunflower)
Lineage: Eukaryota; Viridiplantae; Streptophyta; Magnoliopsida; Asterales; Asteraceae
Product: mediator of RNA polymerase II transcription subunit 15a-like
Exons: 6
Coding region: 623-1225 (200 amino acids)
Biological process (GO): regulation of DNA-templated transcription
Molecular function (GO): chromatin DNA binding; transcription coactivator activity
Source: RefSeq, a predicted model, not a curated record